Messenger RNA from Echinococcus granulosus, 396 nucleotides. RefSeq lists its product as hypothetical. The record is from RefSeq and is a predicted model, not a curated record. The coding region runs from base 1 to 396 and encodes 131 amino acids. NCBI's taxonomy places the organism in Eukaryota, Metazoa, Platyhelminthes, Cestoda, Cyclophyllidea, Taeniidae. The transcript is spliced from 2 exons.
AUGAAAAGAAUAAAUACUAUGGUAGUGUACAAAUCAGAAAAAAAUCACAAUUAUCAGGACAGAACAGAUUGUAUCAACAAUUUACAAAAAGCUGUUAACUGUUCUCCAACUUCUAUUAUGUGGUAUAGUUCUUUGGGGGCGAGCCACUUUUUAAAUGCACCUACUGCCAAAAAUACUGAGGAUUCUGUACAACGGCUAUGCGGAGCGUUUGGUGGUACGAUUUGUACAAAUGUUCGCCUGAGGUAUGAAGAACAGGUACCAACUGUUGACUCCGUCUUCUUUCAAUUCCAGGGUACAUUUAAAACCACCGAUAGCAUAAUUUUUAUACACAAAAUUAUUUACAUGCAUUUAGACAAAAUAAUAACAACAUGUAAUUUUGUGUGCAAUUGUGGGUAA